Pygocentrus nattereri (red-bellied piranha) is the source of this 12916-nucleotide messenger RNA. RefSeq names its product mesothelin b (gene mslnb). The record is from RefSeq and is a predicted model, not a curated record. Gene Ontology annotation, cellular component: cell surface. The coding region runs from base 89 to 10885 and encodes 3598 amino acids. The transcript is spliced from 98 exons. Gene Ontology annotation, biological process: cell-matrix adhesion. NCBI's taxonomy places the organism in Eukaryota, Metazoa, Chordata, Actinopteri, Characiformes, Serrasalmidae.
UGGAGAGUCAGUCAGUGAUUUUAUUAGCUCUCAGGCUCUCACCUGGCAGGUGCUCAGAGCUGCUACAGAGUGAAUUCUUCUUCUCAUCAUGAGGUCACAGCUCAUUUUCCUGCUCCUCUACUUAGGAGCACUGGGUUUCGGUGUUUUAUGUUCAGCACAGCAGGAUGGCAGCUGCAACAUCUUUACGCAAAACUGCACCGCUAAUCCUGACCCCACAGCUGCCUUCCUGAUGUGCGUGGCCAUCCCAGAAGGCCCUGGGGCAGGACAGCAGCACAUCCUCAAUCUGAAAGGCCUGAUUGACUCUGCGCUGGACAUCUACUCCUUUAUGCGUUCCUCUCUGAGUGGCGUUCCUGUGUUUAACGUAUCCGGGGAGUUCAGUGUAAAUUGGGCGUCUCUGCUGCAGGACGAUGACUUCGUUCGGAUUUGGCUCCAGGUCAGACUGACCCCUCUGCUCUCGUCCAUCUCUCAGAACUUCCUCACCUGCCUGAGCAACUCCAACUUCAGCUGCAGCACCUACAGCACCAUGGUGCAGGAGCUGAGUCAGCAUUUCUCGGGUUUGGAUCCCGAACGGCAGAAAUGGAUCUAUUCGUUCUUCAUGUAUCCGUUCCUCUCCAGAAACUCAUCCGCAGGUUGUGUCGAUCCUGGCCUCAGCAGUGAGGACUGGCUGAUGAAGAACUUUGGCUCAUUCUCGGUUCUGGCCCGGAUCAGGGACUUCACCUCCAUCAACCUGUUGUUCAGUGGGAUGGAGGUGCUGCACCUGUUGAGUCCAGAGCAGAAGGCUGAGCUUAUACUCAACCCCGAGCUGGCCAAUCUGGACAAUGACUCCCUCAGUGUGGUGUUAGACAGCCUGCUGACCUCUGUGAUGACCCCUAAUGGGAGUGUGACCUCACCACCCAAUGGUAGUGUGUGGCUACCCCCCAUAUACCCCCCUUCGGUACAAGAUCCAGUCACACAGGUUAUGAACGACUUCAUGACGACGUUUAAACCAGUUGGAAGCUUCGUCAGAGAGUUCGUAUCCCUCACACACCAGCCGGACCUGUCCAGCAUGAGCAGAGCCACGUUUGUCCAGGCCAUGCUCAACUGGACUCUAGCAGAACUAGCUGCUCCGUAUAAACAGAACAGCAGUGAUGACGUGGCGAUGUUUGACCCGAAGGACGUUAACGCCUGGUUCUCCCACGUCGUGGCCCCCAUACUGAGGAGGUUCCUCCCUGGAGAGAUACCGAGUGACAUCACUGAAGUCUUCCACACCUUAUUCUAUAUUGAGACGGGUGGGAAUAGCAAUGAUCAGGAUUUGUGCAAAAUCACUCUGGAAGAGCCGGAAUGCGCUGUGAAUAACAUGAUGCAGCAUUUAGCAAAGAUUCUGCACUGUGCAGCCAGCACUAACCUCACGCUCACCUCUGAAACACUGGACAGCCUUGCACUUCAACUGACCAGCAACCUCAACACGCUCCUGAACCAACUCGCCAUGACGAACUUCAGCGCUCCGGAUUCACCCUUCAUCCACGUCCUGGACCGUCUUCAUGACCUGUCCCCGUACAACCUGCAGGACCAGCAGUUUAUCAGCAUGUGGUUCCAGAUCAAACUGAAGCCUCGUUUGUCCACCCUGACGCUUGACUACCUGCUCUGCCUCAGCGCCAAACCGUUCAGCUGCCAGACUUACCAGAUACUUGUGGGGGACAUGAGUAGCAACAUGUUCCUGAUGUCGGAGAGUGGACCUUCCCUGGUGUUCUACUAUUUCAUCACACCGUUCCUGGAAAGACAAGUCAUCACAGACGCCUGCAUGAUGAACAGCAGCUCUGAGUGGAUCCGGCUGAACCUGGCUGGAUUCUCCGCCCAGGCCCCUCUGUGGGACCUGUACCUGCUCAACAGAGACUUUAACGCUCUGGACGCUUUAGACGCCCUCACUCCGAAACAGACAGCCGAGCUGAUCGUGGAGAAAUUCCCUCACCUUCCAGAGAAGAAGCAGGUCAUCGACAUCGUCUUCGACUACUUAUUGGCGGCACCAGCGCAGAGGAACCUGCCUGAAGUGCUCUUUAACCUCACCAACCUCGUCGGACAGGGGCGACUGGAGUGCUCAUCCAUCCAGCAGAUAGUGCAGAGGUUGUACUCUGCUGUGGUUCCGAUGGGGAUGAAGCAGAUCAUAAAGGACGUCAUCGACAAUCUGGGCUUGGCUGCACCUGCAGAUUGUUUGCUGCUGCCGCCUGCAACAUGUCUUUCAAUCCAAGUCAAUGAAUCUGUUAUCUGUGCGGGAGUUAACAGUACUGGACAUUUAGUUCAGAUGAACAUCAGCUGUGAGACCAGCGUGGAGGAGCUCGCCUGCUCACAGGUGACUGGUCUGACCGCUGACGGCCUGGCGAAGCUGCUCAACUGUUCAGUGUCCAGCAAUGUCACAUUGUCUAAAGAGAUAUGGAAACUGCUCUUGACUAAAGCCAAUGGAGUCCUGACCCAAGCCCUCAACAUCUUCUCCAGCAGCAUGGUUCUACCGAUCAGAAGUGUGUCUGCAUCCAACAUUCUGGAUGCGAUUGUGGAUAUUCAACUGGGGCAGUUGACUCCUGACGGUUAUUACAGUAUUAAUUUCAUUAAAUACUUGUUUGAUCAUGAACUGAGGCCAUUCCUGCCCUCUGCUUCCAGAGAUCUGUUCUUCUGCAUCAGCAGCAAGAACUUCAGCUGCCAGGCAUACCAGCUGAUUGUGAUGGAGUUCAGUGAUCCAAUACUCUUCCUAGACGAGGCAGAGAAGCAGAGAGUGCUGAAAGAUUUCAUCCUGCCUUUCCUCACCAAGAACAGCACAGAUCCAGCCUGUGUGUCCAGCACUAACGGCAGUGCUGAGUGGCUGCUGAGGAACUUUGGGCCAUUUGCUGAGUUUCUGAACAUCAGACAGCUGAUCUCACUCAACCCCCACUUUGAUCCGCUGCUGGCUUUGCAGUAUCUGACUCCACUUCAAACAGCAGAGCUGAUAGUGGAGGAUCUUCUUACUGUUCCAGAUAAGGAGUCCACCAUCAACAGCGUCUUUGAUUUCCUGCUUCAGCCACCAUGGCAACACAGACUUCCUGACGUUCUACAGAACAUCCUCAUAUGGUUAAAGGAGAACACGAUGCCCUGCAGUUCCUACACUGUGAUCUCCAGGAGGCUGUUCUGGGCUUUAGCGCUCGUUUCUCAGGAUUCAAAGCCCGAGAUUUUCCAUUUAGCGAUGCAGCUGGAGCAAUUCGCCCCUCUAAAUUGUCCGAUGACUCCACUUCCUACUUGCUUCGUCACAACCGUUAACGAGACUCAGAUCUGCAAGGGCGUCAGCAGACCUUCUAGUGAGGAGCUCCUGAAGGAACUGCGCAACGGCUCCUGUGCUUUCAGUUUAGAGCAGUACGCCUGCUCUCAGCUGGAUGGAUUCACCAGUGAAGACCUGGCUUCCCUUUUGCACUGCAGUCUGUAUAACAACGUUAUUUAUCCAAACGCCGUGUGGAAGCUGCUGUUUAUGAAAGAAAACAAUAUCCUGGACCAGGCUCUGCUCAUCUUCUCCAACAUGGUGGGGAACCAGUCUCUGCCCAUCAGAGGUGCUGCUGUAUCUAACGUUCUGGACGAGAUUGGUGAAGUUCGGCUGGAGCAGUUCACUCCUGACCAGUGGAAUAAGGCAAACUUCAUCAGCAAGUUCUUCAAGGAGAACCUGAGACCGUAUCUGUCGUCUGUCUCCAGAAACUUUCUCUCCUGUCUAGCUUCCAAAGACCUCAGCUGCCAAACCUUCCAGGACAUUCUGCAGGAGUUCAGUUCUGAGUUCACCUACAUGGAUCCUGUCAAUCAUGAGAGAGAGAACGUCCUCAACUUCUUCAUCCUGCCUUUCCUGCAUAGGAAUACUACAGAUCCAGGCUGUGUUUCCAGCACUAACGACAGUGUUGAGUGGCUGCUACAGAACUUUGGGCCAUUUGCUGAGUUCCUGUCCCUCAGAGAUCUGAUCUCACUCAACCCCCACUUUAAUCCAGUUCUGGCAUUGACCUAUCUCACACCACUACAGACUGCAGAGCUGAUCGUGCUGGACGUUCCUGGAAUUCCGAAUGAAUAUGCCAUAAACUCAGUGUUUAAUUUCCUGGUCGAGUCUCCAGGAGCCCACAGACUGUCUGAUGUUCUGAGUUCUCUCUCUUACCUCUCUCACAAGGUCACCAUACCAUGCACCUCCUAUACACUUAUCUUCAUUCGGCUGCUCAAGGCCCUGCAGUCUAUACCUUCAGAUGUACGUCCAGUGAUCUGGGGCAGCAUCAAUGAUCUGAUGCAGACGUCCCCAAAAGAGUGUUUGCCACCUGAUCUGAAGUGUCCAGUCACAGCGUAUAAUGAAACUCAAAUGUGCCAAGGCGUUGACAGCUCCGAGGUGCAGACUCUCAUCGCCAUUGGGGGCUCUGCUGAGUCGUGGUGCAGAAUUAGCCUUCAAAACUACUCAUGUGCUAAUCUGGCCAGAAUAUCUGCGCUCCAGCUCUCCAUUCUGCUGCAGUGCCAACUCGCCAGCAAUAAGGUUUAUUCUAAAAACGUCUGGAAGCUCUUCUUCUCUAAAGUCUCCAGUGUUCUGGAUAAUGCCCUCGUUCUGCUGUUUAGAAAGACUGUCUCUGUUAAUGGACCGAAUGUUCCAGUGGUUCUGGAGGUUCUUGCUGAGCUUCAACUGGGCCAGUUUACUCCAGAUCAGUGGGCCAGCGGGGAAGUUGUCUCUACCUGGCUGAAGGACCACCUCGCACCUUUCUUACCUUCAGUAUCUGGAAUCUUCCUCUACUGCCUCAGCAGCAACAAUCUCACCUGCCAGUCCUACCAGAGCAUCCUGGCCGUGUUCGACGGUGAGUUCUCUGCGAUGGAUAAAGCGGCAACAGAACUGGUGCUGAAGUAUUUUAUCGAACCGAUCCUGACCAGCAACUCCACAGGCGGCUGCAUUUCUUACAACAGCACUGAGUGGUUGUUGAGUAACUUUGGGCUGUUUUCUCAGCUCGUCUCUCUGAAACAGCUGAUGAACAUCAACAGGAACUUCAACCCGCUGCUGGUUCUGCCGUAUCUGACUCCACUCCAAACAGCAGAGCUGAUGGUGGAGGAUCUUACGGGACUUCCAGAUAAGCUCACCAUCAUCAACAGAGUGUUUGACUUCCUGCUUCAGCCAUCGUGGCAAUACAGACUUCCUGACGUUCUGCAGGAGCUGUCCGUCCUGGCUGGGAAGAUGCCUAAAUUGAGCUGUGCGAUUUACCAAAAAAUCUUUUCAAGGCUGGAGGACAUACUGGCAUCAUCACCUGGUGAGCUGGAACCGGUGAUCUGGGCGGGCGUGUAUGACCUCACGCCCAAAGCACCGGCAGGAUGCCCUCUGUUCCCAGUCAAUAAUCAGUGUCCAGCCUCUCCAUUCAAUGUGACGGCGGUGUGCCAGGGAAUUCAGAGCAUCAUCAUGCAGCAGUAUGUUGGCAAUGGAACCCUGACAGUGCCAUGUGACCUCCCCAUCUCACAAUAUGCUUGUGCAACGUCUCUGAACAUCAGUUCUGAUGAGUUGGUUUGCAUCUUGGAGAAGACCUUGAAGAAUGACAGUUCCUUCAACACAGUGGAGGCAUGGAAACUGUUCCUGACCAGAGUGUCGAACCAGUUGGACUCAGCCCUGCACAAGCUAUCCAGCCAAGCAACGUGGUACUCCACGGCACAAGCCUCUAAUUUCCUGGAUGCCGUUCUGGAGCUGCGAUUGGACAGAUUCACGGCAGAUGAGCUAGUGAACAACAGCUUCAUUAGUCUGUGGUUUGGUGGACUUCUCCGCACAGUGCUGCCCUCUGCCUCUGCUACAUUCCUCAGCUGCAUGAGCAGCAGGAACCUAUCCUGCCAGACCUUCCAGACCAUUGUCCAGGUUUUCAGCGAUAAUUUCUCCAGCUUGAAUCUGUCCCAGUCGUCGAUGGUGAUGAAUGACUUCAUAUGGAGUUUCCUCUCAAGAGAAAGAGCAGAGUCGGCGUGUGUGUCGAAAGACAGCGUCCAGUGGCUGAUUAACAACUUCGGAAACUUCUCAUCUACCUUAUCGAUCUCACAGAUCUUACAUCUGAAUCCACAGUUCAAUCCAUUGGAGGCUCUGUCGUAUCUCUCUUCACUUCAAAUUAUGCAUCUGUUGUUCUUUGAGCUUCCUGGACUGCCGGCGAAGGAAGUGAUCAUCAACGCAGUGUUUGAUUUCCUUACAGCACCAUCGCAGGAACCACGACUCACCAAAACCCUGGAUUACGUUUCCUCCUCCAUCAGUUCUGUUAAUCCCAACAUCUCCUGCUCAUCGUACCGAAUCAUUUUCCGCCGGUUGGAUUACCUCUUCCCCAACGUUCCGAUGGAUUUGGAGUAUAUGAUUGUUUACAGUAAAUCAAUCCUGCUGGAAAAAGUCCCUGCUGGUUGCGUUAUCUACAGUGGGGAGUGCAACACCACUCUCGUCAACGAGAGCGCAGUGUGUAGCGGCGUUAACAGUUCUGCGCUGAUGAACUACCUGCUGGAUCCACGUAACAGCAGUCAGCUGUGCAGCUUCACUAUUACACAAUACGCCUGUGCAGAGUUGGCAGGUUUGACCCCGGCGGACUUAGUCACGGUGUUGUCCUGUAAUCUCCAUGGUAACAACACUGUGUCAGAUGAGACCUGGAAGCUCUUCAUCACAAAUGUCAACCCCAUCCUCGGCCCCGCCCUCGACCGGUUUACAAACAUGACCCUGCCCUGGUCCCGCCCCCUGGUGGCUGUGCUGGAUAUGAUUGGUGAAGUGACGUUAAGCACGUUCAGCUCAUCCAAUUACAGGAACAGCUCGUUUAUUCAGCGCUGGCUCCAGACGAGGCUCCGCCCCUUUUUACCUUACGUCUCACCUCACUUCUUGUCCUGCCUGGCCAGCAAGGGCUUAAGCUGUGCCUCCUUCCAGAGCGCUGUCAAGAUUUUCAGUCAGCAGUUUGAUGCCAUGUCCAGCAACACUGACACAAUCAUCUGGGUCGACUUCAUCCAGGUCUUCCUCUCCCUCAACCAGACUGGAGGCUGUUCUGCUGGAAUGAGUAGCUCUGAUUGGCUGAGCAUGAAUUUCGGACCUUUCUCCGCCUUUGCGUCUCUCACCGACCUUCAGAGGCUCAACCCCAACUUCAAGCCGCUGGAUGUUCUGGACAGGUUAAAUCUGCGUCAGUUAGCUCAGGUGGCCAGCUCACCUGGUCUGCUCAGCACUCCUGCUCAGGUGAACCAGCUGAUGAGCUAUGUCAAAGAUUCUGAGCUUUACCUGUUUUUCUCCACUCUGUCUGCGGCACUGAAUUCUCAGGGUGGGCAGCUUACUGGCCAGGUCCAGCAAGCUUUCCUGCAGCAGGUAUUGAACAGGGCGAACCUGACAGACCCCACGGUGCCGGACGCUCAGGUGCAGGUUUGGAUCAGUGCCAACCUGCCCCCAUUCAUAUCAGCCAUCACACCUGCUCAGGUUCCUCAGUACUUCAGCAUCGUGCUGAACAGAACCUGCCAGAUCAGCCAGCAGGCGGUGGCGCUGCUGAAUUCCGCCUACUCCAGUUUCAGUAAUGAGACACAGAAGACCAUCUACAGUCAGAUCAUCACCACACUCCAAGUCCCUGCGCCGCUGCGCUGCUAUCGUACUGGCAGUUUCUACUCAUUCCUGCUGUCGUCCUUCAUGAGUUUCCAGUACCUUACGCUCCCUGACUUCCUGUCCCUCAUGCCUCCUGACCGCCUCCCAGAGCUGCUGAACUCCAUUUCUACGGCUGAGCUCUACAGCUUCCUCAGUCAAACCAGCACCAUCAACAUCCAGGCACAGCUCUGCACGAUCUUCACCAACUACCAGAGAACAGCAGAGUACCUGCAGAACCAGCCAGUUGUAUCUGCAGCUGUAGGCAGACAGACGUUGGGGUGCGUUUGGUCUCGUGCUCUCAGCGCGUCGUCUCAGGAUGAGGUGGAUCAGUGGUUUAAUGUCAGGCUGGCUCAGUACCUACCCCUCCUCAGCUCUCAGCUCAUCAGCCCCACCCAGCUUAGCGGCGCCUCCUGCCUUGCCUUCCGCAAGUUUGUUUCAGUGAUGGGGAGCUAUAACUACAGCAGUGUAGAUUUCACCAUGCAGGACGUCUACAACACCAUCCAGGCUUACCUGAGUACAGGCUCCACCCCCAAGUGCUACAACUCCUCAGACCCGGUGCUGAGCUCCACCUCCUGGUUCGUGGACUACAUUGGGGUCUUCAUCACCUUCAUAAGCUUGAAUGACAUGGCGACAUUUGGAGGUGCAGCGCUGGAUAUCUUUACAGUGGAUCCCAUGAACCUGCAGCUCUUCAGCCAGUUCUCCGUCCCUUCCAACGUCACCGAGUUGUAUGUGCAGCUGCUGUACGGGCUCAACCCCGCCUUCAGCGCCACACUGCUGCCCCCACGCUUCCGCUGCUCUGCACCUGUUACUGCGUUUACUGCCCUCAACAGCACUCAAGCACUGAGCAUAGUAGAAUCACUAAACCACUUCUGCAGUGCCAUAGACCCUACUGUAUCUUCUGCUCUGGCGCAGAACAUGGGUUCUGUAACAAACCAGUCUAUCAUCGCUCUGGGGAACUCCAGCGUUGGCCUGAGCACUGGUCAGAUCUCCAACACCCCACCAUCUGUCCUCUUCUCCUCCCUCAUUGUCCUCAGGAAUGUGGUGGGCUGGAGUCAAGGUCAGGCCAUGGCCAUUAUCCGAAGCCUGCUCUCCUCGGGACUCUACAAGAUCUCCUCCUCUACCUCAUUGCUGAAUCUGGGGACGUUAGUGACCGGCCUCCCCUCCACCAUCUUCAACACCAUCGAUACAAGUACGCUCGUCAAAGUCAUCGAGUCACAGAGCUUCGUGACCAACAUCAUCUCAGCGCCCACUGUGGUCCAGCAGACCAUCGUCAACCAGAUCAUCACUGUGAACACUUCUUCUGACGCUGUUGUGAACACCAUUCCAAACUCAAUGGGAACUCUGAUUCCCAGGAAUUCCCUGCUGACUCUGUCCCAGUCUUCGGCUACUGUUCUCAAUCUGAAACAGUGGAACUACGAGCAGGCAAUGCUGUUCUUCGACACGGUGGCCAGAGGAGUCGACAAUGAGAGCACUAUCUCCUUCCAGGUCCUGCAGGGCUUCACCUGCACGCGUGUCCAGUCGUUCGAGGUUGCGAAGGUGCAGAGGCUGAUUAAAGGCUGCCGACGCCGUGGCAAACAGAAGGUGGUCCUGCGGGAGUCACAGCUGAUCUGCAUGUUCAACUACAUAAAGACUGAAACCGUGACCGUCUUCACCGAUUACCCAGCAGACCUGCUCCUCUACUACAAUUACUCUAUGGUUGAUCCUUCUUUGUGUCAGGCAUAUUUCUCCGCUCUGGGAUACGCAGAUUUCAGUGUCUUCUCCAGCACACUGGCCUUCAAGAAACAAAUCCUGUUCAACAAUGCUAAGGACUGUCUAAGAAUCUCGGGGACGAAUAUCAACCAAACUCAGCUGAUAAUAUUAGGGAACAUGACAUGCUUGUUGAACAGCACCUACAUCCAGAACUCGGAUGUGUACGUGGUGGAGAUGCUGAAACUAUGUUUGGAUUUGACUUCUGAUCAGAGCACCGCUGUACAGAACGUUCUUCUGACCAAGAACACCUCAUUCGGAGCUCCAGUCAACUGGACCCUAAACACUCUGACCAGUCUGGGGUUUCUGCCUCUUUACCUCAGCUCCAACUUCUGGGCCUAUUUCACUGUGAAUGAUAAGGCUCAGUUCCUGAGGACAUUUGUACCGAGUCUGAAGGCUCGUUUGGUGUCCAACUCCAAGAUCGCCUCUAUGAAGAGUGAAGCGAAUAAAGUGUCGAAGGCUAAAACCAGGAUGAUCGUCAGAGCCAAGCGGGACACGGCAUGCACAGCAGGGGAUAUAACUCAAGUUCAAGCAAACGAUGAUUCCUUCCCGUUCGGCUAUGAUGUGACGCAGUUUAACGCAUGUUUAAGCGUUCAGUCGCUGAAGGACAAUCUGGCCGCCAUUUCAGCGAAAGCCAUGGGGAGCGACUACCAACAGAUCAUCCUUGACAAGCUCAACCAGGCUUACCCAACGAGCAUCAGUGAUGAGGUUCUGCAGGUUCUUGGCACCGCCUCCCGUGCCGGCACGGUUACCGACAUCAGCAAGUGGAACAUCACCACGAUCGACACCCUGUCAGCCCUGAUGACGUCCAGCGAUGGAGACUGGAGCUCAGACCAGGUCAGCGCCAUCGUCAGUAAGUAUCUGAGCGUCAGUGGAAAGUCUCUGGGCAGCUUGGAGCUGAACGCUAUUGGAGGAACAAACCUGUGUGCACUGGACCUCAGCAUCAUCAACACGAUCAGCUACAGCAGCCUGCAGACUGCGAAUGCUCUGUCGCUGACUACCUGCAGUCGGGAGAAGAUGCAGGCUGUAUUCAGCAUCGCCCAGAAGGCCUUCAGCGACACAGCGCUGACCAAAAGCACCAGAGCGACCAGCACCGUGUCCGCCAACACGUACCAGCUCAUCAUGAGCUACCUGGGUGGUGCUGAUCUUUCAUAUGUGCGGACGCUCUCGGCCUCCAACCUCAGCAUGGACCUGACCACCUUCACCUCCUUGAACCCCACCGUGGUCAACGCGCUGACUGUGACUGAGGUGAAGAAUUUGUUGGGUACUAAUUUGCCAUCUCUGAAGACGUAUGAGAAUAACACGGUGGUCCGAAGCUGGAUCGGCCUGCAGCUGCAGUCUGCUCUGGACACCCUCCAGAUCGGCCUUACUGGAGGACGUGCUACCGACUCCACGACAUCCACCGCAGCAGCGUCAUCGUCAUCAUCAUCUUCCUCAUCCAAUGCUACAGUUACAGCUGCUGCUACAGCGUCUACAGCCAAACCUUCAGCUUCAGGCUUGAGUGUCCACCCCCUCACCAGGCUGCAGCAGCUCCUCCUAUUGGCUGUUGUCAUGGGAACAAUGAAGCUAAUGAACUGAUAACGUUGCCACAAUACAACAUGAACAUGAAGACGAUAUCUUUACAGGAUUUAUAAAUUAUUAUUUCCCUAUCAUAUCAGUAAUAUUCAACGAUCUUUCAUUUUAUUCAUAACCUCCAUAGCUCUGAUUACUCAACUGAAGAUUCAUGUUCUAAUCUGAAGCUUUAAACUCUAAACUGAAGCUUUAUGUUCUAAAACUGAAGCUUUAUGUUCUAAACUGAAACUUUAUGUUCUAAACUGAAACUUUAUGUUCUAAACUGAAGCUUUACGCUCUAAACUGAAGCUUUACGCUCUAAACUGAAGCUUUAUGUUCUAAACUAAAGCUUUAUACUCAAAACUGAAGCUUUAUGUUCUAAAACUGAAGCUUUAUGUUCUAAACUGAAGCUUUAAACUCUAAACUGAAGCUUUAAACUCUAAACUGAAGCUUUAUGUUCUAAAACUGAAGCUUUAUGUUCUAAAACUGAAGCUUUACGCUCUAAACUGAAGCUUUACGUUCUAAACUGAAGCUUUAUGUUCUAAACUGAAACUUUAUGUUCUAAACUGAAGCUUUACGCUCUAAACUGAAGCUUUACGUUCUAAACUGAAGCUUUACGCUCUAAACUGAAGCUUUAUGUUCUAAACUAAAGCUUUAUACUCAAAACUGAAGCUUUAUGUUCUAAAACUGAAGCUUUAUGUUCUAAAACUGAAGCUUUAUGUUCUAAAACUGAAGCUUUAUGCUCUAAACUGAAGCUUUAUGUUCUAAAACUGAAGCUUUACGCUCUAAACUGAAGCUUUAUGCUCUAAACUAAAGCUUUACAUUCUAAACUAAAGCUUUAAACUCUAAACUGAAGCUUAACGCUCUAAACUGAAGCUUUAAACUCUAAACUGAAGCUUUACGCUCUAAACUGAAGCUUUAAACUCUAAACUGAAGCUUUACAUUCUAAACUGAAGCUAUACGUUCUAAACUGAGGCUUUAUGCACCAUACUAACCUUUAUGUUAAAAGCUGUGUAUUUACUAAGCUGAAGCUUUACGUUAGUAGCUGAAACUUUGUUCUUAGCUGUUUUACACUCUAAGCUUUUCUAAGUGAUUUUGUUCUACACCAGUUGAUGAAGCUCAGAUAAAUAAAAAUUCUCCAGUAGAACUUUUUCAGGGUUUGUGCUGUGGGCACGCCCUCUCAAAUAAAUGGGCUUUCUGCUGAUGUGCUUAGAAAUACUAGUUAUUUUGUUAGAGGGCAUCGAAAAAAUUUGGACUGGAGAACUUGAGCAAUAAAUUACGGCAGUAAACGUGUGUUUGUGAGCUCCAGCUGGUGUGGGUUCACUGCUGUUUCUUCCCUUCAAACGACGCACACUAAAUUGAACUGCAUGUGAAUAGUGCCCCCUACUGGAGAAACUCCAGACUGCCGCACAUUGCUUUUACUACAGCUACGUUGUUACGACUGCUGCCGUCUAGGAAACCAUCGACAGAGAGAGCUGAGAAUUUAUGGUGACCUAACAGUUUAUUAUUAAUCCACGGUUUUAACACGUUUAAUAUUAUUUAGUUCAAAUUCACAUUCGUCUUCUUUAGUUUAUAUCAGUUCUCUUUAUCAAUGACAGUGAUUAUUGCCUUUCAGGCACCAUCAGUCAUCGCCAAUAUCUUGUCCCCGAUGUCGCCAGUAUCGCCCAGACCUGACUUUUUAUUCAUCUGAGCCAAAACAAGCUGUGUAGAUUUUAUGUGGAGGUCUUAAAAAUCACCACAUUUAACAGAGAAAAUUGAAAAAAAUCUAAUCAAAUCUUUACACCGGUAAAUUGUAUUGAACCUGAUAAAUGUGUAUUGGUAGAGCCCUGUAGAAGCUCAUGGAGUCCUCAGUCUCUGCAGAGCCCAAGAUUUCUCUCUCAUUUCUUUCCUGAACUAAUUACGCCUCUAACAUCAGCCAGGCAGCUCCUUCUCUUCUGCUUCAACUGUCCAGCUGAAUUUAGGUGAUGUACCAACUACAUAGACGUCUGUUAGUCCACGCUGUUAUUAUCAGCACAAAAAUAUUAUAAUCACCAAUAAAGCUUUGGUGUCUCCACUACA